This is a messenger RNA of Musca domestica (house fly), 2477 nucleotides long. RefSeq names its product putative acyl--CoA ligase YdaB. The coding region runs from base 287 to 2005 and encodes 572 amino acids. NCBI's taxonomy places the organism in Eukaryota, Metazoa, Arthropoda, Insecta, Diptera, Muscidae. Gene Ontology annotation, molecular function: medium-chain fatty acid-CoA ligase activity. The transcript has 4 exons. The record is from RefSeq and is a predicted model, not a curated record. Gene Ontology annotation, biological process: fatty acid metabolic process.
UUUCCAAAUUGAUAGUGCUGACAGGAGUCUAAACCUUGAAAGAUGAUAAAUACUGAAUAGAACUAAAACUAUACGAUUAUGCAUAAAUGGCUGAAAAAGAGUUGUACAAAUUCUGUAAACGUCUUCCAGCUUGUUACUGAUGUUUAGUUUGAAAUCACUGUACCUGCCGCCCCAUUGACUAAUCUCAACAAUAAAUAUCCGCAAAACAGAAAACUGUUACACACAAUAGAUAACUAUAACCUGGGUAAAUCACCACAUAACGCUUAGUUUGGCACAAAGAAUAGACAUGCUAAGAUCAGAGUCUCUCAUUAGGCCGCAGCCAUUUCUGGGCGUUGAGUACGACGUGACAAAUAGACUAUGGAAGUCCACCACUUAUCCCUAUGGCAAUGUCUCAAACCGAUCUGUGGGCGAGGCUUUUCUUGAGUCUAUGCGGUCGCUGGACCCAAACACCAUUUUGGAGUAUCAUUAUGACCUGAAGAAGGAGAAGAGCGCAAGGGAUAUUUGCCAGGAAUCCAUAAGGGUGGCAUUGAAUUUACGACGGCUGGGGUUGGAAAAGGGUGACGUAGUUGUUUUGUUUACCGGAUACACAUACAUGACUUCUGCACUGACCUUCGGAGCCCUAUUGAUAGGGGCUGUUGUGAACUUUUUUGAAGUACAAUUGGAGCAAGAGGGACUGAUUGAUGUCAUGGCAACGAUAGAGCCUUCAAUAAUUUUCUACGAAGAGAGUUUUCGGCACAAAAUUGAAAGCUAUUUGGACCAAAAGACACGAAACUCCCUAAAAUACACUUUCCUUGUCGACGGGGCCGAAGCUGAUAGGUUUAGAGAGGAAGUUUUGAAAGCUUCCAGCGAAUCGAUUUACCCAAACUUCCGUCCAAUGAGUACAAUAAAUCCCCAAGAGGAUGUUGCUUUCAUAGUACUGACGUCGGGGUCGACAGGCACGCCCAAGGCGAUACAGUUGAGCCAUGCCGCCGUACUGAAUGGCAUGUACAUAUGGUGGGCAAACACUGACAACUAUGAACAGCUGAACUCCGAGUCGGUAUUAUUUUCUUUGAGUCCACUGCGAUGGAUUAGUCAGCUGGAGCUCCUACUGCAGUCGGCAAUUUUGGGCGUUAAACGCAUUUGUGCAAACCGAGCGGCCACUGGGUCGUAUGGCUUAAGCAUUUUAAAGGAAACGCAGCCUACACACAUUUUUUCCGUUCCAUCCUUCUUUUACGAGGUUCUGCUAGAGCUUGCAGAUGACGAUCGAAAUAGUUUGCAGUCGUUGAAGUUCAUACAACUGGGCGGAGAGUAUCCAUCGAAAACAAUUUCCGAAAAAGCCAAGCUCCAUGCACCUAAUGCCCGCCUUUACUAUAGUUAUGGAAUGUCAGAAGUUUCAGGAUCCAUAACAAAUGACGAGCACAUCAGUGGCGGGAAACUCCAACCUGGGUACCAAGUUCAAGUUUUGAAUGAUAACUUGGAGCCCCUGGGUUGUAACGAAUAUGGCCGUUUAGCAGUUGGCACGCCUUACAAAUUUCUGGGUUACAAAGGCGUAGAAAACACCGAAUACUUCCUACCCAAUGGAAUGUUUUUGAACGGUGACUAUGGAUAUUUUGACCGCGACAACAUUUUACACCUCUUGGCUCGAUAUGCAGAUUUAAUAAGAAUAGGAGGCAUUGUACUAAUACCCAAGGUAGUGGAGUCUUUGGUCAUGUCUGUCCCCGACAUCCAAAUAGCUCGGCUUGUUGGCAGUGCAAAAUCUGAUGAGGGAACCGAUCAGGCUGUUUGCUUGUUCCUGACAUUGCAGACAAGGUCGAUGACUUCAAGCCAACAUAUCCUUGAGAGUGUGAAACGUGUGUUGCGUUCAAAGCUACAGCCCUAUGAGUGUAACGUGAUCCACCACGUUGAAAUUAUUGAAAAAUUUCCAUUGACGACUUGUGGCAAAAUAGAUCGAAUUGCGUUGGCCCAGUUGGUCAGGAGAAGAUAUUUACCGAUCGAUGAUGAGGUCAGGUGCAAAUCGGGCUUUUAAUGAGCGAAAUAAAGAAUUUUAAUUGUUUUCCUGUUGCUGAUUGCGUCAAUAGCCGAUUAACCGGUUCUGACUGAAUAUUUGUGGGGUGCAUUAUCGAGGAAAAAGUAAUAAAAGGCAAAGGAUUAAUUAUUUUUUCGAUUGGUUUUUAUGUCAACACCGUUAUUCGUUAUUCUCUAUUAUCUUCUUCUUCUCUAUAUCUUUAAAAGAGGAAAAUGGUUUUAAGUUUGUUUGUUUGUAAUUUAUGGACUCAAAAACCGCUAAACAGAUUUUCCUGAAAAUUUCCCAAUAUUUGUAUACCCUCCACCAUACUAUGGAGGGUAUAUUAAUUUUGUCAUUCCGUUUGUAACUCCUCGAAAUACUCAUGCCAGACCCAACAAAGUAUAUAUAGGGUAAGUGUGCCUAAGUUCGGCAUCUCCCAGUAGUCGGCACUUUGUAUUUUUAAGCCCAAAUAAAUGAAACUAUUAUAACUAAA